GCAAUCUAUUGGCCGCGCACAGCACGCCCUCUGCUGACUCUUGCGUUUGCACCUCGCAAUAACGUAACUGAAUCGGGCAACAUAAAAUUCUACGAUGGCGACGCCCCGCGCCUCAGGACUUUGGGAGGACAAUAGGAGGAUGAGCUAUUUCUCGUCGCGAGAGGAGGGGGAUGAGGAGGACGAGGACAGAGACAUGGAGGACCUGGAAGAUGGGGACGCGUUUGACGGGAGGUCCAACUUAGAUCGAACGAUAGAUCGCAUUGGAAUGGGUAGUUAUCAAUGGAUUCUCUUGUCUUUGUGUGGAUUUGGUUGGCUGGCGGACAACAUGUGGAUACAAGCAGUGGCUAUUAUAUUACCUAGAGUCCAAGUUCAUUACUCAGUACCGGACAGCUACCUCGGUGCCGUUUCCUCCUCCAUGUUUGCGGGUAUGAUGGUGGGCGCAGUUGGGUGGGGAACAUGUUCUGACAUGAUGGGGCGGAGUACGGCUUUCAACCUCACCCUCUUCUUCACUGCUCUAUUCGGUAUGCUUGCAUCAUACGCAAAUUCAUUCUUUACCCUGGCACUCUGCCUUUUUCUACUUGGGAGCGCUGUCGGUGGGUCGAUGCCUACGGAUGGUACUCUCAUCCUGGAAUACAUACCAAAGGGGAAGCAAUACCUUGUGACGGCUCUCUCCGUCUUCUUCUCCUUGGGAUCGGUACUCGCUGCGGUUGUCGCCUUGAUACUGGUUCCCAGACAUAGUUGCAGAGCAACUGACACGCUUCCCUGCGACGUGGACAGGGACAACAAAGGCUGGAAGUAUCUUUUGAUGGCCCUUGGUCUAAUUACGUUGAGCAUGUUCAUAGCUCGAAUAGUCUUCUUCCGAUUGCACGAAUCGCCCCGGUACCUCGUCAACGCCGGACGCAAACAUGAGGCAGUGCAGGCUCUGCAAAUGAUUUCCCAAUUCAACGGGGAUGAACUGUCUAUAGGAAUACACGACGUUGACGACACUCCUCGGGAUGCAGCGGGGAAGAGCGACGAUGCAGAGACACCUUUCCUCGCUGAACCACCUCACUCCGCGCAGGAACAUCGCACUCGUGACGCUGAUACGGUCGUGUUCGAUGCUGAACGAGAUGCCCAACCUGGGCGUCGCCCCCAGGCGUCUUUGUCUCCCGGUCUCCCUACGUCUCCGGAACGACAGUCAAGCAGAGACGUUCUUACCAAUGUGGAUGGUCGUGACUACCAUUCCACCGGGUCGUCCCCCACGCCAUUGGACGCCCAUGCAUUCGAGACACCCGCUCAAGAGAUUCCUCCUUCCAUGCCUAGAUCAGAUAGAACCAGCCCUCUCUCCAAUUCGUACUCUAAUCCCGCGUCUAACGAUGCUACCUUCAAGGAAAUUCCUUACAUCCCUUCCUCCCCUGCUACUCCCGCCAGUUCGUCACGUGUACCAAUGCCCAGGUCUUCCUCUCAUCCACCACAUUCCCGCCGUGCACUAAGCAACCGGCGUCUGUCGUCUUCAUCGUCGAUGUACGACAUAAAGCGGAGAGUAGGAUGCCUGCCGCGGCGUAUCCGAAGACCGCUCUAUGCAUGGAUGGAUAGAAUUGCGACAGUGCUCGAGCCCGAAUGGAUCAGAACGACCCUCCUUGUGUGGGCCGUUUGGUGCACUCUGUCGCUAGCAUACACUAUGUUCAAUGUGUACCUUCCGAAGCUGCUCGAGACAGCGACGGGCCCCGCUAUAGUGGCAAAGACGCUUGAGGAGAGCUUGUGGGACGUGGUCAUCUUCACACUAGGCGGUUGUCCUGGGGCUUUGGUUGGAGCCUGGAUGACGAAAACGUCCUUAGGGAGACGGCGGUCACUAGCGCUUAGCACACUCGUAACAGCCUUCUUUUGUCUCAUCUUCAUCCAUGUGGAAGCUGCCUGGGCAGUCAGGGCUAGCACGGUUGGGAUAAGCCUAAGCUCUACUACGAUGUGGGCUGUCCUGUACGGGUGGACCCCCGACAUAUUCGAUACUAACAUAAGAGGUACUGCUUGCGGUAUAGCGUCAGCACUGUCUCGCAUUGGUGGAAUGAUAGCGCCCUUGCUGGGCGGGUCGUUAUUAAUGAUAGAUAGGUCGGUGCCUGUUUACACCAGCGUUGUUGUGUUCAUCGUUGCGGCCUCGUGCGUUCUAAUGCUCGACGACAAGGGAGGUGAGGGUGAGGGUGAUGGAGGACAAGGCGGUGGCCUGAUGCAUUAACUACUGUCAGGAAGAGCAUAUACUGCACU
Messenger RNA from Gloeophyllum trabeum ATCC 11539, 2238 nucleotides. Its product is annotated as MFS general substrate transporter. Gene Ontology annotation, cellular component: membrane. The record is from RefSeq and is a predicted model, not a curated record. The coding region runs from base 95 to 2209 and encodes 704 amino acids. Gene Ontology annotation, molecular function: transmembrane transporter activity. Gene Ontology annotation, biological process: transmembrane transport. The transcript is spliced from 13 exons. NCBI's taxonomy places the organism in Eukaryota, Fungi, Basidiomycota, Agaricomycetes, Gloeophyllales, Gloeophyllaceae.